This is a messenger RNA of Biomphalaria glabrata, 1446 nucleotides long. RefSeq lists its product as uncharacterized. Bases 1 to 1446 code for a protein of 481 amino acids. NCBI's taxonomy places the organism in Eukaryota, Metazoa, Mollusca, Gastropoda, Planorbidae. The transcript has 4 exons. The record is from RefSeq and is a predicted model, not a curated record.
AUGCCUAUCAAGCCCACCAUGCCUAUCAAGCCCACCAUGCCUAUCAAGCCCAUCAUGCCUAUCAAGCCCAUCAUGCCUAUCAAGCCCACCAUGCCUAUCAAGCCCACCAUGCCUAUCAAGCCCACCAUGCCUAUCAAGCCCAUCAUGCCUAUCAAGCCCACCAUGCCUAUCAAGCCCACCAUGCCUAUCAAGCCCACCAUGCCUAUCAAGCCCAUCAUGCCUAUCAAGCCCACCAUGCCUAUCAAGCCCACCAUGCCUAUCAAUCCCAUCAUGCCUAUCAAGCCCACCAUGCCUAUCAAGCCCACCAUGCCUAUCAAGCCCACCAUGCCUAUCAAGCCCAUCAUGCCUAUCAAACCCAUCAUGCCUAUCAAACCCACCAUGCCUAUCAAACCCAUCAUGCCUAUCAAACCCACCAUGCCUAUCAAACCCACCAUGCCUAUCAAGCCCAUUCCUUAUCAAGCGCAAGAGUCUGUCAAGAAAACAGAAGAGUUUGUCAAGAAAACAGAAGAGUCUGUCAAGAAAACAGAAGAGUCUGUCAAGAAAACAGAAGAGUUUGUCAAGAAAACAGAAGAGUCUGUCAAGAAAACAGAAGAGUUUGUCAAGAAAACAGAAGAGUCUGUCAAGAAAACAGAAGAGUUUGUCAAGAAAACAGAAGAGUUUGUCAAGAAAACAGAAGAGUUUGUCAAGAAAACAGAAGAAAAAGAGUUUGUCAAGAAAACAGAAGAGUCUGUCAAGAAAAGAGAAGAGUUUGUCAAGAAAAGAGAAGAGUCUGUCAAGAAAAGAGAAGAGUUUGUCAAGAAAACAGAAGAGUUUGUCAAGAAAAGAGUUUGUCAAGAAAAGAAAAGAGUCUGUCAAGAAAAGAAAAAAGUUUGUCAAGAAAAGAGAAGAUUCUGUCAAGAAAAGAGAAGAGUCUGUCAAGAAAAGAGAAGAGUUUGUCAAGAGAAGAGUCUGUCAAGAAAACAGAAGAGUCUGUCAAGAAAAGAGUUUGUCAAGAAAAGAGAAGAAUUCGCCAGGAAAAUAGAAGAGUUUGCCAAGAAAAGAGAAUUGAUUGUCAUGAAAAGAGAAUUGUUUGUCAUGAAAGGAGAAGGGAACUGUCAGUAUGUUGAACUAGACAUUGAGAAAGCUGCUAACAGAAGUGUUGAACUAGACAUUGAGAAAGCUGCUAACAGAAGUGUUGAACUAGACAUUGAGAAAGCUGCUAACAGAAGUGUUGAACUAGACGUUGAGAAAGCUGCUAACAGAAGUGUUGAACUAGACAUUGAGAAAGCUGCUAACAGAAGUGUUGAACUAGACAUUGAGAAAGCUGCUAACAGAAGAGUAGAACUAGACAUUGAGAAAGCUGCUAACAGAAGUGUAGAACUAGACAUUGAGAAAGCUGCUAACAGAAGUGUUGAACUAGACAUUGAGAAAGCUGCUAACAGAAGUGUUGAACUAGACAUUGUUUAA